Molecule: messenger RNA, 2362 nt
Organism: Populus nigra (black poplar)
Lineage: Eukaryota; Viridiplantae; Streptophyta; Magnoliopsida; Malpighiales; Salicaceae
Exons: 20
Coding region: 420-2051 (543 amino acids)
Cellular component (GO): plasma membrane
Source: RefSeq, a predicted model, not a curated record
UCCAAAUUCCAAACGGUCUACACGAUGGAAAAGUCCCCUGGUAAACUAGUGCGAAACGAAGAUUAGAUCGAAAGGAAAACAAAGAUAGGUGGCGACCCGCACUUGACUUUAAUUAACACUCCUAUCCUCCGCAUUCCUCGCUCUCUCAUUCUCUUCCAUUAAUUAAGAUCUUCCUCUUCGUCCUUCAGUUCCUUCACAAAACACAGAAACAGAUCUCUCUUUCGGCUCCUACACAACAGCAUUUGGGAGUUGUGACUUGUUAAAAGUUGCAUUGCCUUUGGACGAAGGGGAACUAGGAAUAAAAUGAGGUAAAAUGCAUGAUUUUGUUGGCGAUCAUGGAGAAAUUAAACAGUCAUUCAGCAGUGGUUGUCUUGAAGAGUACCUAGAACAGCCAAUGUGUGUCUUUAAGUAAAAAUCACAUGCAAGAGCUUAACAACGAACGUGUUCGCCCUCAGAAUUCUGAUUCAAUAAACAGGCAUGAUGCUGAGGCACAUCUUGCUCCUAGGAAGUUGAAAACCAAUGGCAAUCUCAAUUAUUUUGAAGACAGAGAGGCAAUGGAGCUUCAUUUACGAUUAAGAGCACAAAAGGAGGAGAUCCAGAUUCUUCAUGGACAAAUUACUGCUGCCUGUUUGAGGGAGCUUCAGUUGCUUGAUGAGAAAUAUAUUUUGGAGAGGAAAUUUUCAUACUUAAGAAUGGCUAUUGAUGAGAAGCAAACUGAAGCAAUUACUUCUGCUUCAAAUGAGUUGGUUCGCAGAAAAGGCGAUCUAGAAGAAAAUUUACAAUUGACCCAUGAUUUGAAGGUUGUGGAUGAUGAUAGAUAUAUUUUCGUUUCAUCCUUGCUUGGCUUAUUGGCUGAAUAUGGAAUCCGGCCCCAUGUUGUAAAUGCCUCUGCUAUUUCUAACAGUGUAAAGCUCCUGCAUGAUCAAUUGCAGUGGAAGAUUAGAACUUCACAUGUAAGCUAUGAGGAUAUAAUCAGAGAGAUAGCAUCUGUGCUGGGCUCUAAAAAUGGAAGCAGUUCUCAUGAUAUAGACAAUCCUGUUGCUGGCAUCUUGACGGGUCAAACAACUCAUCGAUCCACGGUAUUACUGGGUCACCAUGGGACUUCUGCUUCUAAUAACCAUAUAGCUGAACAGCAUCUGGAACUGAAUGACAAUAUACCAAGAUUUGUACAUGAGACAAAUCUUGCUGAUAAAUCAAGUUUAUCACUUCAUAAUGGGAUGCACCAGCUAUUAAAUAACAACAAUUUCCCAGAGUUCUCAUUUGAUCAAGACAGGAAGGUAGCUGGCCCUCUUUCCAAUAGUUUAUUUGGAAAAAGUGAUAUGAAUGCGAGAGCAGGAGAGAUGGCCAAUGAUGUGCCCUAUCCUUCCAGCAUGAAUGAUGAGAUUGCUUCCUCUGUUUCAGAUGAUCUCCCUGGCAUUGACGGUUUCCAGAUUAUCGGUGAUGCUACUCCUGGAGAAAAACUCCUUGGAUGUGGAUUCCCUGUCCGUGGAACUUCUCUUUGCAUGUUUCAGUGGGUUCAUCAUCUUGAGGAUGGCACUAGGCAGUACAUUGAAGGAGCAACAAAUCCAGAAUAUAUUGUCACGGCUGAUGAUGUUGAUAAGUUGAUUGCUGUCGAGUGUAUACCUAUGGAUGACCAAGGCCGCCAGGGGGAACUGGUGAGGCUUUUUGCUAAUGAUCAGAACAAAAUAAAAUGUGACCCAGAUAUGCAACGGGAGAUUGAUACUUAUAUUUCUAAGGGUGAAGCCACAUUUAGUGUUCUAUUGCUGACGGACUCUUCUGAAAAUUGGGAUUCAACAACUCUAGUUUUGCGACGUUCUGGGUACCAAAUUAAGAGCAACGGAAGGGGAAAUGUAGUUAUUGCGGAGAAAUUUUCAAAGGAUUUAUCUAUAAAAAUCCCUGCUGGACUCUCAACGCAAUUUGUUUUAACAUGUUCCAAUGGAUCUUCUCAUCCUCUCAGUACAUAUGAUGUUCGAAUGCGAGACACUCUUGUGUUGGCAAUGAGAAUGUUUCAGAGCAAGGCAUUGGAUGACAAGAGAAAAGGUAGAGCUUAGAGCCGUAGAUCCCUUCAUAUUUCAGUAAAAUAUUCCUAGUUAAUAUUCAUUCACACAGAAUACAAGGAGAAUAAAUCUGCAGGGAGGUUUGCUAAUUUAUGCUUGAUUUACUAUACCAAAACUCUUCUUUCUAUUUUCUUUGUGCCUUAUAUUGUGGUUCAAAUCAUUUUUAGACAGUGAAUCACGUGUAUAUGAAACAUAUAGACAACAAAUGUAUAACAAUAAAUGUAUUUUUGUCUAGUGUUGUCUGAUGAUUGCCACACACAUGUAGCAUAAAUUGUCAGGUUGCUACGAUCAAAUUGCUUUCACAA